Molecule: messenger RNA, 2647 nt
Organism: Stylophora pistillata
Lineage: Eukaryota; Metazoa; Cnidaria; Anthozoa; Scleractinia; Pocilloporidae
Biological process (GO): protein O-linked glycosylation via N-acetylgalactosamine
Cellular component (GO): Golgi membrane
Molecular function (GO): beta-1,3-galactosyl-O-glycosyl-glycoprotein beta-1,3-N-acetylglucosaminyltransferase activity
Source: RefSeq, a predicted model, not a curated record
UUCUUUUAGUUUUACCGCAGGUGCCAAGCCCACGCGUGAAACACUGUGAGAGCGCAAACAACGUCUAUACUAAACGUAUUUUUUUAAUCUUGGGAUUGUCUGUAAAGUUCCCAAUCAGAUUCCAUCACAUCUGCUACUCAAGUACUUUGUCUUCCCAGAGUUUUUUCACUGGUCACCGCUACAAGCGACUAUAUAUAAGGAGGAUGUCUUCACAAGACCGAAAGUACUUCCGCUUUCGUUUCUGCCGAGUUCUGGCUCUACUUUUCCUGUUUACAUCACCAACGAAGUCGGUCAUCGAACCAGAAGGCUGUCUUAAGCUAGUGAGUGCCUUGAUGACAUCCCAAUCAGACGAAGAGUUCAACAAAUACCUCAUGCAAUGCCUGGCUUCAGUGGAUUGGAAACAGUUAAGUCAGUUAUUUAAAUUCGCCGUCCAAAACUUCCAAGACGUGAUCGAGAAAAUACCACCUGAAAUUGCAAAUUCUGCAAAGGGAAAUCUUUUUAUCACGUCUGUGUAUUUAAUAUGCUUAAGUUAUCAACUCUACAAAGAGGCUGUGACCUUGGCUGAAAACUACGAGGAACAUCGGCGUAGGUUCGAGGAGUUACAGACAAAAAUGAAACCCGUAUUGCAAGCUAUAAUGGCACACUUUUACUCAGAGCCAAAGAACAUUAACUUUACCACGAUGCACGCCAAAAUUGAGAGCGUAUUGGAAAUGCUGAAUCCUUUUUACACAGAGCUUGAGAAGUUUACUGAAGACCUAAAAAAAGACAUCAUCGAAAAUCAAACGAAAAAAGGCUUUACCAUUGCAGGCGGUUUUGCUUCGUCAGUCAUUUGUGUUGGUUCCUUCUUACUUAUCAGUCCUAUGGUAGGAUUUUCAGUAUGCGUUCCUGCUCUUGGAAGUGUUCCUGCUUUAAUCAUACAUUUCCGUUCUCUUGACGAAACCCAUGAAAAUCAGAACCAGUUGCAGAGGGACACGAGCAAGCUACGUCGAGAUUUAGCACAGCAUCGAGCUCAGCUUCAAUUAUCACUUGCUUUGAUGAAAGGGCCAGCAGUGGACAUUCACAUUCGAAGCGAGGGUUGUGAAGAUCCAGGACGAACUCAAGUUUCAAACUCAUGUGGCUUCACUAAAAUCGAGGUGAAUGGAAAGGACUUCUCUCCUCACGGCAGGGGAUAUAACGUUGUAGUUGUUGAUGGCAGAACAGGUGGCAUUCUCGAGGGAAAAGCAUUUGAUACGCAGUAUAGCUCAGGUGCCGCUGAUCGCCUUAGAGGAUAUCUCAACGGCCUCAACGGAAAUAAAAUCGUUUUAGUAGCGAUUCAAGAAGAAGGUUCAUUUCACGUGACACCGGCACUUGACGCUCUCAAGAGAUUGGGAGCAAAGGACCCUGUGCUGCCGGAUUUCCGAGGAUCUUUUGCGCUCGCUGGAUACGCAGGAGCAAACAAACCACUGUGGAUUACACAGAAAAUGGCCAAGAGAGGUCUGGGACCAGUUGAGAUAACUCUAAAAAUUCCCUUGUCAUUAAAGUAAUAACGUUCAUCGUGAUCUUCUCUUGGAUAACCAAGGGUUGGGGAGGGAAGAGGGUGCGGGGGGAGAACUGAUCGCUUGCACACAAAUUCAACAUAUUAGCCGACGGGGAGAAAUAAUGAUAAUUAUUUCUCCUCCUCCUCACUAGAUGUCAUGCUUCACACUUUCGUUUUCGGUCCCGUGCCAAAUUAAGUAACCUUAAGACUCCAAAAAAAAGUUUUACAGGUAUUUCGACCUUAGCCACCUUAUGUGGAGGAAGAAUCUUUGCACAAAUCCUAAUCUUCUUCGGUUAACUUUCUGCGAGACUCAGAAAACUAUAACGAUUAUAGAUAGAUUCUGACAAGUCAGUUAUACAUUAAACAAACCUCUAAACCACAAUUCUAUAGCUCACUCACUUUUUCCUUCGAACGCAACAUCCCUGAGCUUUAUAGCAAAGCACGGGAGUGCUUCCUGCUAAUUUUUUUAGAAGUUAACAAACCGUUCUGUCGAGAUGCGCUCUUUUGAAGACCGUAAGAGACGUGUAUGUGUGUGUGUAAGAAGAAUUUCAAUUUUUAAUCCAUUUAUUAGUAACAUUUGACAAGGCUGGCUCAGUUCAGCUGUAAGCUGGUUUAAAUGGAAGCCUAAAUUUUAAAAUAGCUACAUUGCCUUAUUAUGUACGUUUGCCUUUUCUAAAUAAUUAGUUUUUUGUAAAUGGAUGUGGGAUCAAUAUUGAUUAUACAAUAUGGAACCCCAUAAGGAACAGUAAUGAUGUUUUGAAUUAAUUUCCCAGAUUCAGUUUACCGAAAGGAUUUGGGGUAUUAAAGAACACUCACAAUAGUUAGAAGUUACAACCACAUAACCACGUUGACUCAUUAAGGGCACUUAAGUAUUAUAUACCACUCUCGAUCUGUACCUAAGGCAUAAAAGUAAUUAUGCAAAUUGGGAAUGACAGGAAGGUAUGAUGUUCUAACCAGUUCACGUAAUAUGUCGCCGUUACCUUUCUGAUAAAUUAGGGGAGUAGUGGCUUUCCUUUCCUCUUAAUAACUAGGUAUAAUUUGUAAAAGUUAUUACAAUCUUUCGGAAAGCAACUUUUGUAUAACACUAGUUAGAGUUCUUGGGCUAUUUCCAAUAAAAAUUUACACGCAAAA